GAGCGGUUGUCUCGUGGUCAUGAGGCUGAAUGCGUCCGAGCUGCCGUGGGAGGAGUCUUCGGGUGCGGACGCCUUACUUGCUUGGGACCACCAAGGGGGCGGACCGCCCGCCCGGGAAACCCGCCCGGCCCUGACGGCGUGGGGAGUGGCCCUGUGCAUUUCGGGAAGCGUCAUCGCUGUCGAGAACGCUGUGGUGGUCACCACCAUCCUGGCAACGCCGUCUCUGCGCGCUCCCGUCUUCCUGCUUCUGGCCAGCCUGGGGUUGGCCGACCUUCUGGCCGGUGUGGCUCUGGUAGCCCACUUCCUGUUCCUGUUCUGCCUGGCGCCCGGCGAUUGGGCCGAGUUGGUGACGUCGGGUCUUCUGGUGACUUCGUUGACUGCCUCGCUGUGCAGCUUGAUGGGCGUGGCCCUGGACCGCUACCUCUCGUUGAGCCACGCCCUGACCUACGGCUCAGAACAAUCUCGCCGGCGUGCCGCCCUGCUCCUGCUUCUGGUGUGGACGGGUGCCUGCGUCAUGGGCGCGGGCCCCGCCAUGGGCUGGAACUGCUUGGAUCAGCCGGCUUCUUGCUCAGUGGCGCCUCCCCUCACUCGGACGUACCUCUCGCUGCUGUGCGGUGGCUUCCUGGUGGUGGUGGUUGUCACCCUGCAGCUGUACGUCGGUAUCUGUCGGGUGGCGCGGCGCCACGCUCACGCCAUUGCCACUCAGAGGCACUUCCUGCCCUCCAGCCAGUCGCUGGCUGGCAAGCACGGCGGCGGGCGAGGUUUCUCGCGCUUGGUGCUGGUUCUCGGAGUCUUCGUGGGUUGUUGGAUGCCUUUCUCGCUGUGGGGGCUGCUGGGUGACGCGUCCAGCCCACCGCUGUACACCUAUGCCACCCUGGUGCCCGCCGCCUUUAGCUCUCUGCUGAACCCGCUGCUCUACAGUCUGAGGAACAAAGACAUACGCAAGGUUCUGCUGCACGCCUGCUGCCCUCGCAGCCACGCCACCCAGCUGCACUGCCCUGUGGACGUGUAGGACUUUGCGUCGACUCAAUCAUGAGAAACUCUGGGACACAAGCCCAGGUCUGAAAUCCUGGAUCUGGUGGAGAAACCUUCCCAUUCUGUAGAGGUUGUAAAAGAUCUAAGAAUGACAACACACUGUGUGUAGCCACCAUGCUAUAUUGUUUUGGGGGCAAAAGCCAGAUGUUAACGGUGCCAUCAUGAGAGCGUUUUUACAUGAUGCCGGCACGUUUACCUCAAAGAAGAUAAACGGCAGGUCCAGAAAACGCACUUUUCUUGCAUUUUCUCUUCUUCUCCAGUAGUUUGGCAGUCCAAUUCAUUCCACAGCAACUUGAUUUGCUGUUUUGCUGCCAUCCGCCAGGCUAAAGCGCUGCCAGAUUACCCCCAAGCCAAUAUGAUGACUGAAAUGCCAAUUUGGCAACAUUUUCACUUCUUGAAUUGAAACAGAAAAUGAGUUGAAGAAAAGCCAUCGUUUUUGGUGUAAAUCCAGGAUUUCCCUGCCUUGCUGUUUAUCUCAUGAGAAAAUUCAGAACUAUGCAGGGGUUGGAUACCCCCUCAAUAAGCAUGGUGUGGCCUUGGAAGAGGUCCUGUUGCUUCUGAUGCACCAAUUUGCAGAGAAGACCGCAUGAAAGCGGCUCUGGAGAGGUCAAAUCAAUGUUUUCCAAAUCCUGAAUCUACAACCAAGGUUUCUUUGGAAUUGUUUCAAGUCACAUCUAAAGAGUAAUGAAGUGCAAUUUUAUCUUGUUAAAAAAGGCAGGAUUGACCUUUUGAUAAUAGCAGGCUCCGGCAAACAAGGUCACAAUCUAUGCCAGUCGUGCGCUAAACACAAAGUAGCGCUCGGAGUGUUAAAUCUUCCACACUCCCACGUUUCUUUUUUAGAAGCAGGACGUGAGGUCCUCCUCCCUUAUCGUCCUCAUCAGAACAUUCUGAACUGUUCUGGCCGGCGGGCAUCUUGGAGGAACUCCCACUACUACCAGACGUCUCCGUGCCCGAGCCAACAAUCGGGCCCACUUGUAGCUGCACGAGAUCCCUCCCUCAGUGAAAACAAUCAGCCGUCCGCCCACCCAAUUGACAUUUGUACCGUUAUGGAGCGAGGGAGGGAGUUCGGGGGCACAAUGAGAGUCAUGUUGCUGAAUUCACUGGAUCCAAAGGCUUAAUAAUAAUAAUGUGAUGAUGUACUUGAAGUGUGUUUUGCAAACACAAUGUUCCAAUGGAGAGCUCCGAUUCUAUUUUUGCACACGCUCUCCUACUUCUAAGGCACUUUUCAGCCAUUGAGACUGUAUGUUGCACAACCUUUUGUCAAAUGAGUGAAUAUUUUA
Molecule: messenger RNA, 2315 nt
Organism: Syngnathus typhle (broad-nosed pipefish)
Lineage: Eukaryota; Metazoa; Chordata; Actinopteri; Syngnathiformes; Syngnathidae
Product: G-protein coupled receptor 3-like
Exons: 1
Coding region: 20-1012 (330 amino acids)
Biological process (GO): G protein-coupled receptor signaling pathway
Cellular component (GO): membrane
Molecular function (GO): G protein-coupled receptor activity
Source: RefSeq, a predicted model, not a curated record